Molecule: messenger RNA, 2754 nt
Organism: Prunus mume (Japanese apricot)
Lineage: Eukaryota; Viridiplantae; Streptophyta; Magnoliopsida; Rosales; Rosaceae
Product: exocyst complex component EXO84B-like
Biological process (GO): Golgi to plasma membrane transport; intracellular protein localization; exocytosis
Cellular component (GO): exocyst
Source: RefSeq, a predicted model, not a curated record
AUGGAGUCUUCGUCCUCCAGAUUCCGAUUCAGAGACCUUCCCGAAAUGGAGAACUGCACGCAGUCCGAUUCCGCCUCCGACUUGUCCUCCGUGUCCAGCGACCUAGACGACGAGUCUGAUCUUCAAUCCAUGACUGGAAAGGGAAUUAAGCAUCUUUGUUCAGAGCUCCUCGAGCUAAAGGCUGCAUCCAGUGAAGAAUUUCACAAACACAUAUUUUCCAAUUAUUCGGCCUUUGUUAGAAUAUUUGAAGAAGUAGGGCAUGUAGAAAGUGAGCUGAUGCAACUGAAAAACCAUGUAGUGACCCAAAAGAGGCUAGUGAGUGACCUUGUAGAUGGAAUAUAUUUGAAGGUUUUAUCAAAGGAGACUAUAGACUUGGUUAUCGAAGAAUCUGGAUGUGAGGAGCUGCUUCCCAUCAGCAAGUUAGAAGCUCAUGCAAAUGAUGUUUUAGAAACCUUGGACACUCUCUUGUCUGAGAACAGGAUAGAUGAGGCACUGUCCAUCAUAGAAUUGGAGGAUGAGAAUCUUCAAAGGUUGCAGUUCGAAGAGGAUUGUCCGGUGGAUGAGUUGAGAUUGUUUAGCUCUGAAGUUUCUGAGAGGAAGGCCAUGCUUACACUACAGUUGACAAUGGUGGCUGAAAAUCGAAGAAUAGCUGCCCCGGAGCUUCAAAAGGCACUGGUGGGGCUCUGCAGGCUAGGUGACAGUCACCUUGCAACUCAAUUGUUGAUCAAGUACUACCAUUCACGCAUUGCGUCUGGGAUACAUAAGUUUCAGGCUUCAAAAUCAUUCUUGCAUAGGGUAUAUAUCAGGGAACUCUCUAAGUUUGUAUUCUCUAUGAUUUCUCAAGCAGCAAGAAGUUUUGUGAUGUUAUAUGGGGAAACUUCUCCUUAUGCAUUGGAACUUGUCCAGUGGGCCCGUCAAGAAACAAAACUGUUUGGUGCUUGUUUUGAUAAAUAUGUUAAGACCAUCUCAGAAAUAAGUGGUGGAUUGUCCACAGCAGUGGAAGCUGUACAGUUUGCAAUGUCAUUCUGUUCUCUGUUGGAAACUCAGAGAUUAGUGCUGCGGCCAUACUUGAUCAAGCGUAUUCGCCCUUGCAUGGAAGAGGUUCUACAUAAACACCUAGACCACUUUAAGAAAGUAAUUGAUAUCUUUACAGCGACUGAUGCUUGGGUUUUGGGUAGAUAUCUUGUAUCAGGAAUUAUGAAUGAAGGUUGUUCUUCCAUGGUUGUCGGGCAACAGCCAGAAUAUUGCUUGCUCACUAACAGCGGCCGGAAGUUUGUAACACUGCUGCAGUCUAUCACUGUAGAUGUCACCCCAUUAUUUUCCCUUCAAAUUGAAGGAUCAAUCGUUAGUGGACUUAUGAACCUCUUCAAAAAGUAUAUAGACAUCCUUGAAAGAGCCAUCAACUGUGAAACAGCUGUUGCAGAAACAAAUAAUUCGAGACUCUAUUUGGCCAAUUCAGUGCAACAACAGGUUUCUAUCUUAGCCAAUCUGUCAGCACUAGAGCAACUCUUCUCCAGCAUGGUUAGAAGCAUCUUCAAGGGUGUUAGUGAUGUCAACUCGGAAUUAAUGAAAAUCCAUCCAGUUGAGGUUCAAGUGAAGGAACUUGACAGUUGUAUUUCGUUCAUUCAAGAGGCUUCUUGUCGGCUCAGAGCUCUUUUCUGUGAGCAAUUUAUAUUGAAAAUUAUGUCUGUCAAAACUAGCUACAAACUCACUCCUGCAAGUAGCGUUGACGGGCCUGGUGAGUCUUCUAUGUUUCAUGGAGUGAUGCCCUCCCUUGCCUUUCAGGUACUGUUUUUAGAGCUGAGAAAACUGGAAAAACUUUCUGAAGACAAUAUUUUUGAAGUUGAUUGGUUAUUGGAGCUAUUGAGGGAGCUUAUAGAGGCCGUCUUUGUUUGGGUUUCAAAUAAAAAAGAGAACUGGGAUAUCGAUGGGGAGAAUAUGACAGUAGAGCUUCCUCUCAAUUUCAAGCAGUUUGUUUUGGAUGUGCAAUUUCUGGUGGAAAUCUCAAAGUAUGGAGGAUACUUCUCCAAUAACCCUUUGUUUCUACUAAAUCUCAUGAAAUCAGCCUUACUUUCAGCUGGACUAGAUCCAAGAAGAGAUGUCAAUGAUGAUAUAUGGGCUAUAGACUUUGCUGCUGAAACAAUCCAAAAGCUGCUGGAGAGUGAGAAAACACUGUUGCCUCUGGACCAAGAGCCUGUCAGUGAACAAGAAUCAGAGGACCAAUCCAAGUAUGCAGCUGACUCUUUUCCAGAUGAUGCUACUAGUUCUUCCGAGAAGGAUGCAGUAGCCACAGACGAGCCAGAAGUUGCCUCUGAUGCUGAAUCAGAAUCAUUGAAUGCAAAAUCACGUGUGAACCAAUCCAAGAAUUCGGCUGGCUCUUUAGAGGAAAACGUUAGAAGCUCUUUAGAAGAUUAUGUGGAGCCAGAGGAGGAUGCAGUAGCCACACAUGAUCCAAAAGUUGCCUACAAUGCAAAAACAGCAUCAGUGGAUACAGGACCAUGCAUGGACCAAUCGAAGAUUUCAGCUGACUCUUUUCAAGAAGAUGUUGGAAACUCAUUAGAAGAUUAUGUGGAGCCAGAGGUGGAUGCAGCAGCCACAUAUAAUCCAGAAGUUGCCUAUAAUGCUGAAUCAGCCUCACUGAAUGCAGAACCAUGCAUGGACCAGUCCAAGAAUGCAGCUGACUCUUUUCAGGAAGAUGUUAGAAAUUCUUUAGAGGAUGCAGUGGCCACAUAUGAUCCAGAACUGAUGUUGUAA